AUGGCCGAAAUUCAGUCUAAGUUUGGUGUCGUCAAUAAUGCAGAUGUUCAAUUGAUAGUGGAACGAUAUUUGGAUGCUAAAUAUUUUACCAUCUCGGAUUUCUUUGUGAAAGCUUUAGGUGAAAAUACAUCUGGCUUUAUAUCUGAUCAUGCCAUACUAUCAGUUAAUGUUAACAUAAAUGGCUUAGAUGAAGUAUAUACAUUUUUCUUGAAAAUAUCAUCUGAAGAAUUGACCGUGCAUGCUCAAUAUAUAGAAGAUAUAGGUGCUUUUAAAAAGGAAACUCAACUUUUCAACGGGCUGAUUCCUCUGUUGCAAAAAUGUUCAAGUAAACAGUGGUCUCCAAAAUGUCUCUAUAGUCGCAAAGAUCUUCUAGUAUUUGAAAACUUAUCGCAACUUGGAUUUUUCAACUGUGAACACAAAAAGAAAACAAUUUUGGAUUUAGAGCAUUGCUUAGAAGCAGCAAAAGCUCUGGCACGUUUGCAUUCAGCAAGUAUCAUAUUGGAAUCAAAACCUGUAUUUUCAGCCAAACCAUAUAAUAUUUAUAAAGAAUUUGGAGAUAUCCUGAAGGAAAACACUUACGUCAGUGAUGUUAAAAGUCCAAGGAAAAAAUGGUUAGAUGUCAGCAUUAGAGCGACUUUAGCUCUAAUGCGCCUCAUUCCAGAAUUGAAAACUCCUGAAAAACUGGCAAAAAUUAAUGAACAGCUUCCUAAAAUUUUCUUAGAUUUGCCCAAUGUAGUUAAAGCAUCAUCAAAGUUUCGCAAUGUUAUGGGUCAUGGUGAUAUUUGGGCUAAUAAUAUGAUGUUUAAAUAUGAGAAUGGAAAGCCAAUUGAUUGCCGAUUAGUAGAUUUUCAAUUUUCACGAUAUGCUCCAGCUUCUUGGGAUCUAAUGGGUAUGUUGCACUUAACUACAACACGAGAAUUUCGUGACAAUUACAUGCAAAAAGUUGUGGAUGCUUAUUACAAUGUUGUAAAUGAAGAAUUGAGAAAUCAUAAUCUAGAUGUAAACAUUUUGAUGCCUUACGACGAAUUGUUGACGGCAAACAAAUAUUUUUCCCGGCCAGCUUUGGUGGAGACCAUAAUAUUUGAUCACACGAUUAUUCUGCCUGAUUAUUUAGCCACGCACGUGGUUCAAUCGACGGGCGGCUACGCAGGUUUCGUUCUGGGAGACAGAGAAGCCAUUCUCUACAAAGCCUGGAAUAACGAUGAACAUUUUCGAGAAAUCAUGACCGACAGAUUGAUGGAAUUGGCUGAAAAAUAUAUUUUGUAAUUAUUAUAAGAAGCUGGCAUAUAAACUUUCUCAGAAAUUCAUAUAUAAGAGAGUUAUACAUAAUGAACUAUUGGUUUCGUAGUAUUAUGAAAAUGUACUUAAUACUGUAAUGGUAGAUUAAGACUCAUUGAUAUUUAUAGUAAUAAAUGAAAGA
Messenger RNA from Ctenocephalides felis (cat flea), 1420 nucleotides. RefSeq lists its product as uncharacterized. The transcript is spliced from 2 exons. The record is from RefSeq and is a predicted model, not a curated record. Bases 1 to 1266 code for a protein of 421 amino acids. Lineage: Eukaryota; Metazoa; Arthropoda; Insecta; Siphonaptera; Pulicidae.